Stegastes partitus (bicolor damselfish) is the source of this 5431-nucleotide messenger RNA. RefSeq names its product enolase-phosphatase E1-like. Lineage: Eukaryota; Metazoa; Chordata; Actinopteri; Pomacentridae. Gene Ontology annotation, molecular function: cysteine-type deubiquitinase activity. Bases 464 to 2716 code for a protein of 750 amino acids. The record is from RefSeq and is a predicted model, not a curated record. The transcript has 11 exons. Gene Ontology annotation, cellular component: cytoplasm. Gene Ontology annotation, biological process: protein linear deubiquitination.
CGCUCGGACCGAGCCGUGACCUGCUGCUCCGGCUAAGCUAAAGGCUUCGUACCAACAGAUGUUCCGCAUCAGAGACGGCGAAUAACGGCUUUCCGUGAAAUGUGCCGCGUCCACCGGUACCGGCUCGGUCUGAAGAGAAGCUCAACACCGCGGCAGCAGCGGCUCCAGUGAGCGGCGGUCACUCUUUAGCGGCGCAUGUUUGUGUUUUAAGUUCAGCGCAGCUAGCUGGCUAGCUAAGCAGCAGCGCACCAAAAGUGAAACCAGAACAGGAGCUGCAUGACCGACAGCCUGAGGAGUUGGACUUCUGUAGAACUGAAACAAGCAGCAGCUUGACCCUCUCCAUCAUGAACUCCUGAAAUCUUCAGGCGUCAGCGACUCGUCAGGUCGCUCGCGGUUGUUUGGAACCGGAGGCCACCGUUCAGCCCACGACCUGCCUGACCUCCCGAGCAGAGGGAGCGAGCAGAUGGGGAACAGUUGCUGUCACGCUGAAAGUCCCUGUGGCAGUGCCGAGGAAAGAAGUGUUCUGCUGAAAGAUGACUCGAAGGGCACCGCGUGCACAGGAGAACCAGUAGUGGUCGGCACCUGCGGUCCUGAAGGGGACGAUGACACAAAGAAAACUCCCGAUGAGGACGUUGCGCAACUGAAGCAGAGUCCUGAGAAUGGAGAAACGGAGCUGAACAACACUCAGGAAAAUGGACCCUUGCCGAAGGAAAGCAUCCAAACAGCGACGCCUUCUCCCCGCAAAGUGUCUGAACUCAAGGAAAACGGCACCAGAGCACAAGACAAAGAGAUGAAGGAAACUCCUGCUGACAGCGAACCAGCUGAACUUCUGCAAUGCACUUUAAACUCCCCGCAGAAAGACCUCGCUGCAGCGGGUAGGGAGUUUCGUGUAGCAUCAAAUGCAAAAGCAGAAGAAAAAAAUCCAGCCUCAGUGCAUCAGGACAAAAUCCCCGAUGGUGUCUCGCAAAUAGCAGAGGCGGUCUGCACUGAAAACACUGAGACGAACACAACAACAGAGCACAUUACAGCGAGCCCAGCUCAUCAUGGUGAAGAAGAAGAAGAAGAAGAAGAAGGAGCACGCGCCAGAGUUGUUGUUGACGACACUGUAGCCAAGCCUUCAGAGGAGUUGGCUGAAAGCAAUGAAAGUGUGCCAAAGCCUCAGCUGGCCGCAGCAGCAGGUCAGGAGCCGUCCGUCUCUGUGGUCAGUCUGACCAACACAGAGUCUCUGAGCUGCGCCGCGACGGAGGCCUCAGACAAUAGCAGCUCUCUGGUGUGCGGGGAGGCCACGAGCGAGGACAUAAACAUCCCUGAUUUGUCUUCUUCUGGACCGGAGCCGGCAGGACUCGACCACAGUGGAGAGGAACGAGACUCUGCCAGCUCAGACAAAGAGCCAGAGACCACAGCUCCAGCAGACGCCUGCGAGAGCUCCAAGUCUGAUCAGGAUGCAAAGCCAGAUCCUGAGUGUACAACUACGAGCUCAAAGGAGGUCACUUCCUCAGAGAAAAUCAAACAGGAUGUUGGGGAGGAAAUAAUGCUGAAAGUGCAGGGCGGAGAUGUUCCCAAAGUGAAGGAGGAUGAUGGGAUAAAGGAGGAGGAAGAGGAGGAGAAGGCGGCGGCGGAGGAGAGCAAUCCGACCGAGGCCGAGACUCAGCCUGGAAAAGAUGCUGAGAUUCAGGAGGUGACUGAGAAAGAAGAGCAGCUGACUGGAAGAGAAUCCACACAUGUAAAGGCUGAUGCUGUACCUGCCACGACGGAGGAGGAGGAGGAGGAGGAGGACGGCCUGGGGAACAGUGAAGAAGACCUGUACCGAGGAGUCGAGGAGCUGUCUGCGUCACAGAGUAAUAAAGAAACGAAACUUUUAAAGGUGGAGGACAGAUGCAGUUUGGCCGCGGCGGUGGAUAUUCUAUCGUACAGCGAGAGAGAGUGGAAAGGAAACACUGCCAAAAGUGCUCUCAUUAAAAAGGGUUACAAAGAGAUGUCCCAGAAGUUCAGCAGCGUGAGGAGAGUGAGGGGCGACAACUACUGUGCCCUCAGAGCCACGUUGUUCCAGGUGUUGUCCCACAGCACGGAGCUGCCCGCCUGGCUGCAGGACGAGGACGUCACUCAGCUGCCGGAGCGACUGGAGGCCCAGGACGGUCUGAUAAGUCAGUGGACGUUUCCUGGAGAGUGCCUGCAGGGAGACGGGACAGCAGCCACCCAGCAGCUUACAGGCUACAUGGAGCUUCUCCGAAAUAAGUGGCAGGCAGCGGUGGACUGCGCCUCGGCUGCAGAGCGGCAGCAGCUCUGCGAGCGAGUGUUUCAGGGCGGAGAAGAGGAGCUCGGGCUGCUGGAGGCGCUCAAGCUGCUGAUGCUGGGCCGAGCGGCGGAGUUGCACGGCUGCAUGCAGGCCGGCGGAGACGUCCCGCUCUUCUGCUGGCUGCUGUUCGCUCGGGACUCGUCCGACUGUCCGCGCUCCUUCCUCUCCAACCACCUGAGCCACGUGGGCCUCAGCGCCGGCCUGGAGCAGGUGGAGAUGUUCCUGCUGGGCUACGCCUUGCAGUGCACCAUUCAAGUUUACAGACUGUACAAGGCGGACACAGAGGAGUUUGUCACCUACUACCCAGACGACCAUAAGGACGACUGGCCGUCCGUGUGCCUCGUCACAGAGGAUGAUCGCCACUACAACGUGCCGGUUGUAGAAGCUGCAGAACUACACAAGGAGCUCACCUCCAGCUGAUUGCAGCUGCAGAGAAGCCUCCUGCCAUACAAACACCCCUCAGGUCGAUCAAGAUGAAAAGAUUUACGCCAAUUAGAGGAAUAGUUUUGGGAAAUAUGCUUGUUUUUGCAGAAGUUAGUGUCUUUACACUUACAAUUCAGUUCCAGUUUACAGCCGGUCAGCGUGGCUUAGCUCAGAGACUGGAGGUUAAGGGGAUUUUUGGUAGAAAAAUCCAAGCUACAGCACCUCAUCAGCUCACUCAUUAACACGUUAGAGCUUGUUGUUUUUACUGCAAACAGAAAUUGCAAUGUAAAAUGACACAUUGUGGUUUCUUGUAAUUCUGGGCAGGGCGUAGUCUGGGAUCGGGCAAAAGCAGAUGCAGACAGAGAUAUUUCUAACUGCUACUAGGCUCACUCAUGUUUAAUUUCAAUAUAGCCGCUUGUCCAUGAACAUGGACUUUAGUCAGCAAGUAAACAUGCUCUGUCAUUACAAACACUACUUUGUUUUGUUGUAGAUGUGUUUGGAAUCAUCAGUAUCAUUUUAUGUUGAUUUAAAAUCAAUCACAGGCGUUUUACAAACAUUAAAAGAGACUCUUGUGUUGCAGAAACUAGUUGAGGAAGAUAGACUUGUAAUGAAAGUAGAAGAGCCAGUCCUGGUGGAGAAACACAUGCUGGUCAUGACGACAGCACGGCCAGAUUGUACAGAUUUUUGUUUGUCAGGACCGUCAGAUGGAAAAGUGUUUGUUGUUUGAAGGUUGAGGCAGUGAUUCUAAUACAGCGCACAGUUGUCAGAUUCCUUUAGCACUUCCUCACAGUUCACUCGCUGUCUAUGCGCUGAAAAUAAAUUGUAGUAAACAAAGUGGCUCGGAGCAAAACACACAACAGCGCUCCUGCUUUACCUGUUUGUGUUUUUGCAUGUGACAGAGAGAAAAGGGCUUAGUGGGGGGAGAGGGAGGGUCAAUCUGGCACAUGCUUCUAAGUUCAAAAGCAGAGUCACUUGUUUUUACAUCAACCUCCUGCAGUUCCUCAUGUGGCCACUUGGGGCUGAAUCCAAAACUGAGUCCAUCUUAAAGUGGCCAGCAGAAAUAAACAUGUUUACAGCCUGAUACAGAAACGGCUUUGGUCUCUGUAGCUAAUUUUUCCAUUUGUGACAACUGCAAGGGAGGUGAAUAUUUAAACAACGCACUAGUUUAAAUUGUAUUGAGGCUAUAAGGUGUGGCGCUGUCACAGGAUAGUAUUUGCCCCUUCAGCUCCACUCAUGCUCCACUUUUUUGGCUCUUUUUUGGAUUAGCUGGUUAAGCCAGUGUUAUAUUUUAUGUUUACAUAAUUUCAUGUCUCCCCAAGUAGGCGAGAGUCUGCGCUACAAGGGAACCAGUACCUGUGGAAUUCAUAGAUAUGAUCUGUUGUGCAUGUGUGGAACAGACUCCUCCCAGCAGGCUUCAGCAAACUGGACAAGUAGUAGAGUAUAGUGGAGGCUUUUGGUGGACUCAGGUGUAGCCAAGAUGGAAACGGCCAAAGCCACAAUAUGGAGCUGCACGUGUCAUCAUGGAGGGUUUGUCCAUCUUUAAAUACAGUCGAUGCAACUGUAUUUAAAAGACUUUGCACAACCAGAAACAUCGGUACCUGCACAGUAGGGAGCAAAGUUUAUCUUCUUUAAUGAAUCACACAAACCACAUACAACAAGUGAGCUUCAGAGGUGCUGCUAGGUGGAGUUUGUUAGCAGAGCCAUGCUAGCAGUUUCCCCCCGUUUCCAUUCUUUAUGCUAAGCUAAGCUAACAGCCUCCUGACUGCAGCUUCAGACGUCUAACUCUUAAGCAAAUAAGCACACGUCCCAAAAUGUCGACCUAUUCCUUUAGAAAAAAUAUGCUGAUUUGAGACCCUGUACAAGACGUGGCUCACACGUUCUUGUACACACUGUACUGUAUAGAGUUUUCUAUGUGGGUAUGUGUACAUAUCUGAUAUUCUGGGAUCAUCUCAGUUAGAUCCAUAUUAGCUUGCAGGGUGUCGUUUUGAUUUUCGGAUGGGGGAAAAAAAAAAAAAGCCCAAGUUUUCUUUUAGAUUUCUCUGUAAAAUUCUUAUUGGUAUAAAGUGGGAGCUGCCAACAGCGCCAAAGGAAAGUUCGAUGGUGUUUACACUGGAAUUUGGGUUCUUUGUGUAUUAAUUUAUUGUUUUUGAGUUCGUCAAAAAUGCAUUUAAAGUGAACAAGCGUGACAGUGAUAGGUGAAGCGGCUGAAUUAGUCAAUGAAGGGUUUGAUGAUGUAUCAGGUUUAACAAACACCGGAUGACGAUCGGAAGACUUGGAAGAUUAAUCGCAGCCUCUGUGUCAGAGGCGUGAUUUGUGAUGAUUUGUGUGUAUGUGUGUGUGUGUUUGCAACUGUGUGUGUGUGUGUGUUAAACUCAAUGUGUAACAUGUUGCCUUUAACCAAGCUGUACUGAAAGGAAGAAAACGUGCCAAUGUUGCUGCAGAUAACUGGCAACCGUCCAAAACACCAGCUGCUGGAUUCAGAAGAAAAGGCUCGCUUGGUCCUCCAUGUUGCCUUAGAAAAAAAAAUGCACAAUAAGAAUGAAUGUUGGUUAUUCGUGAUAAGAGGCCAUUUCCUUGCCCUAAUUCCAGAGCAGGUGAAGGUGAUACGUUAACAGUAAAACAUUGAUUAUGCCAUUUGCAGGAAUGUUCCUGAACUGUCAGAGUUUUGGACGGCAUUUAAAUAAAAUGAAAUUUUUGGGAAAAUCUUUUUAA